CUGAGGGAGGAGUUUCGGCGCAAAAGUGUACUGCCAGUUUGGGUGAGAAAGCGGCUCGUGCGGAGCGGAAACUGCAGCUGUGGCUGACACCCCGUGCGCUUUCACACUCCGUUAGCCGAGUCGCUCAGUGCCUGGUCCUGUUUUACGCCUUCUCUCUGUCUCUUUUUUCUCCCACUCACCCGUUUAUCGGAGUCGGUAGUGUGUUCGCUGUAGUUUUUCCCCUCUGUUAACGGUUCGGCGGUAGUCAUGGCGGACGGCGCUCCGAGCAGCAGUGGCAGUGAUGGAGAGGAGAAGGGCGCGCGCCUUCGGGGGUUCGCGCGGCAAGGCGCGCUCCGUCAGAAGAACGUGCACGAGGUGAAGGACCACAAAUUCAUCCCGCGUUUCUUCAAGCAGCCAACCUUCUGUAGCCACUGCACCGACUUCAUCUGGGGAUUCGGGAAACAAGGAUUUCAGUGUCAAGUUUGCUGUUUUGUGGUACAUAAGCGCUGUCAUGAGUUCGUCACUUUCUCCUGUCCCGGAGCAGAUAAAGGUCCGGCAUCAGAUGACCCACGCAGUAAACACAAGUUUAAGGUCCAUACGUACUCCAGUCCGACAUUCUGCGAUCAUUGUGGCUCCCUGUUGUAUGGGCUCAUUCACCAGGGCAUGAGAUGUGACCACUGUAUGAUGAAUAUUCAUAAGCGUUGUGUUGCUAAUGUGCCGAGUCUGUGUGGAACCGAUCACACUGAACGCAGGGGACGCAUCGAGAUCACCGCUAACAUCAAGAACAACUUACUCACCGUAUGCAUCAAGGAAGCCAGAAACCUGGUCCCGAUGGAUCCGAAUGGGCUUUCUGACCCCUAUGUGAAGCUCAAACUUAUCCCUGAUCCAAAAAGCGAGAGCAAACAGAAGACCAAGACUAUAAAGUGCUGCCUGAAUCCGACGUGGAACGAAACCUUCACAUUUAAUCUGAAGGAAUCUGAUAAGGACCGUAGGUUAUCCGUGGAAAUAUGGGAUUGGGAUUUGACCAGUAGGAAUGACUUCAUGGGUUCCCUUUCAUUCGGGAUCUCGGAACUACAGAAGCAAAGUGUGGAUGGCUGGUUUAAACUGCUGAGUCAGGAAGAGGGUGAGUACUUUAAUGUGCCUGUCCCACCCGAGGGAGAUGAAGGAAAUGAAGAGCUGAGACAAAAACUUGAGAGAGCUAAAAUAGCGUCUGUUGCUAAGAAGACAGACUCAUCUGUAUCCAAGUUGGACAAUAAUGGAAAUAAAGACCGGAUGAAGCUCUCUGACUUCAACUUCCUCAUGGUGCUUGGAAAAGGGAGCUUUGGCAAGGUAAUGCUGGCUGAGAUGAAGGGAACGGAUGAGUUAUUUGCUAUAAAGAUUCUGAAGAAGGACGUGGUGAUUCAGGACGAUGAUGUGGAGUGUACUAUGGUGGAGAAGAGGGUGUUGGCACUUUCAGGAAAACCUCCUUUCCUCACACAGCUGCAUUCCUGCUUCCAGACCAUGGAUCGUCUGUACUUUGUAAUGGAAUACAUUAAUGGAGGAGAUCUGAUGUACCAGAUCCAGCAGGUUGGAAAGUUCAAGGAGCCACACGCAGUGUUUUACUCUGCGGAGAUUGCCAUAGGCCUGUUCUUCUUGCACUUGAAAGGCAUCAUAUACAGAGAUCUGAAGUUAGACAAUGUAAUGCUGGAUGCUGAAGGUCACAUUAAGAUUGCAGAUUUCGGGAUGUGUAAGGAGAACAUGUUAGAGGGAGUGACCACUAAAACAUUCUGCGGAACCCCAGAUUACAUCGCUCCUGAGAUCAUUGCGUAUCAGCCGUAUGGGAAGUCGGUAGACUGGUGGGCGUUUGGGGUUCUGCUGUAUGAAAUGCUAGCUGGACAGCCCCCAUUUGACGGAGAGGAUGAAGACGAAUUGUUCCAGUCCAUCAUGGAACAUCACGUGUCAUAUCCCAAAUCAAUGUCUAAGGAAGCAGUGGCCAUCUGUAAAGGACUAAUGACAAAGCACCCUGGAAAACGUCUAGGAUGUGGGCCAGAGGGAGAAAGAGACAUCCGAGAGCACGGUUUCUUCCGCUACAUGGAUUGGGAGAAGCUUGAGAACAAAGAGGUUCAACCACCAUUCAAACCUAAAGCUUGUGGCCGAGAGGCGGAGAAUUUUGAUCGCUUUUUCACACGUCACCCCCCGGUGCUCACUCCACCCGACCAGGAAGUCAUCAUGAACCUCGACCAGGACGAGUUCGAGGGUUUCUCCUUCAUAAACUCUGAAUAUCCUAGCACAGAAGCUCAGAGCUAAUUAAUACUAGCUUUUAAAUGAACUCUGCCCCCAAACAUCCUAUCAUUUUAGCCAAUCAUUCUUGCUUCUGCUGGUGCACGCCCUGCUCCCUACUGGCCACUUGGCUGAAGUGCUUAUGAACAUAGAUCAUGACUAUAAAAUAAUCAGAUGCAUGCAAAACUUGCUCACUGCAGACCUCUUGGCUGUAACUUACUAUAUGCCUAUAUACUCAGAUGCAUGUAGAACCUCUGUAAUAACUAGGUCAUUAAAUAAUAUGGAUUUUAUUUAUUAGAAUACCUGUAAAUAACAAGACAGGACGUCAGUAGAGGAGAUCUCCACUUCCUUCAGGAAUGCUCCAGUUUUUCCUCAAUUAUCCACUAUCUCAAGGAGUUCUCCACUUCUUCCAGGAUGCAUGAGUGACUUCCUGCAGCCACACAACAAUGUGUGCUUCCAUCCAUCUGUUUAGUAGGCAACAACAUAGUGUUAGCUCAUAAAGUAUCCUGAAGAAGGAAUCUAGGAGGGAAGGAAGCAAGAACGAAAGAAAGAAAGGACAGAAGGAGGGAAGAAAGAAAGAAAGCCUUGAAAGAAAGACAAAUAAAAAGACAAAAACAAGGAGAGAAAAGGGAUGGGUGGAGUGAAAGUAAGGAAGAAAUACAAGUAUAUAGAACAGAAAAGUGGCCAUUGGCAAGAAAGAUUGCCUAAACAUUUGGAUGGAAAUUGACCAAUCAGCUCCCUGCAUGUCUUUUACAUCAUCUGUGAAUGGGAUUCAUUAAUGUGAUGCCACUAACUU
Molecule: messenger RNA, 3034 nt
Organism: Tachysurus vachellii
Lineage: Eukaryota; Metazoa; Chordata; Actinopteri; Siluriformes; Bagridae
Gene: prkcbb
Product: protein kinase C, beta b
Exons: 17
Coding region: 247-2265 (672 amino acids)
Biological process (GO): protein phosphorylation
Molecular function (GO): diacylglycerol-dependent serine/threonine kinase activity; zinc ion binding; ATP binding
Source: RefSeq, a predicted model, not a curated record